Molecule: messenger RNA, 823 nt
Organism: Notolabrus celidotus (New Zealand spotty)
Lineage: Eukaryota; Metazoa; Chordata; Actinopteri; Labriformes; Labridae
Gene: tmem17
Product: transmembrane protein 17
Exons: 5
Coding region: 108-662 (184 amino acids)
Biological process (GO): non-motile cilium assembly
Cellular component (GO): ciliary transition zone
Source: RefSeq, a predicted model, not a curated record
CGAGAUUUCAUGGUUUCCUAGGAGACGACGGCAGCAUUGAGGAAGAGGAGGGUUUGUUUUCCUUCUUCGGUGAUGUUUGCGCUGAGGAGCAGAGAACAGUUUACAGCAUGGAGCUGCCGGGCACGAUCAGAAAACGAUUAGAGGACUUCUCUCGAAAUGUUUUAUUCGACCAGAGUCGGACUCAAACUACCCCAAAGGAGAAUGAGACGUUUUUACCUCACGACAAGCGGGUUCUGUCUGGUCUCCACCUCCAGAUGUCUCUAUACUUUAACAUGUGGUUCUUCCCCCUGUGGUGGAUCAGCGAAACUGUAAUGCUGCACCUCAAGUAUCCUGCCUUGCCAGACUACUACAAGUUCAUCCUUGUAACUGUUCUCAUACUGAUGACUCUGAUCGAGGCAAUCAGACUCUUUCUCGGUUAUGCUGGAAACCUGCAGGAAAAGGUCCCAGAGUUGGCUGGAUUUUGGCUGUUGAGCAUCCUGCUGCAGUUUCCGCUAAUUCUGUUUCAGCUUUUCAAUGAAGCAAUUCUCAUACAGCCGCUGGAGAGGGGCGUUCACAUAGUUCUCGCCUUAUUUAUACUCUCACAGGCCCUCUCUGGUUUUGUGACACUGCGGGACUUGGUCAGACACACAGAAAGCCAGUUUCAUCUCCGACAAUUCCACUGAAGCUCUGCUGCAUAUGAACACACUGGAAAACAAGCUCAUAUCACGUCUUCCAGACUCUCAGACUGACAAGAAAAACUUGAUGUGUACAUAGAGUGUUUUGUACCCACAACUUCACAGUGAAAAACAUAAAUGUUUGACAUAUUUGUUGUCUCAUUAUGUUC